UGUGUGUGUGUGUAACUCAUUUGUUUUAGAGAAAUCCAUUAACCUGCGCCUCAGGUUUCCCACCUGUGAAGCAUAGGAACCUCGAACAGUUUGUUAGACUGUCAAAUGGAACACACUGGACAAGGUUCUUUAGAAACCUUCCGCUACUGUAUGGAAGGAAGAGUGUUAUUAAUUUGCACCAACUUGAUAGUUGUUGCAAAAUUCAUUCAGGGAACAUGGAAGUCCUUAAAUGAUUCCAUAUUUUAGUUGAGUAUGAAAUCUGUGUGAUAUGAAAUAACAGACCACUUCUCUGAGCCUGUUUUCUCGUCUAAAAGCCAGGCUGUCAACCAUGACUUCUAAGUGUCCGGGGAUCCAGCGACACCUACCAUCUACGGGAGAAAGAUACUGGCUGUAUUUAGGGCAGGUUCCUCUUCGGCCCUCAUUCUUCUGACGGUAUUUCUAUUUCUGUGACUUUUCCUCUGUGAUAUCCAGUUCGGUGUAGGUACACCCGGGGCCCAGCAGCUUCUGAUGCUUUUCUUUCUGAGAGGAGAGGAUAAAAUGGGCCAGUGGGGCAGGGAAAGACUGCAGGCUGACACGUGAUCAAGCCAUGGCCCAGGUCCUCCGACUCCUCUGACCCUGAUCUCUGGCCUUCAGAGGCAUUUGGGCCCCGGAGCUCUCUUGAUCAGGGAUUCUUUCUGGCCUGGGUGUUGUUCUGCAUAUCCAGGCUCCCAGCCUUCCAGAGGGCACUGUGCCUGAAGGGCAAGAGCAAUGACCCUCUCCUCUUCUUCGAGAGCAAAGCAGAGGCUGUGGAGACAGAGGCUGUUUCGAAGAACACCCUCAGGCGCACCCAUGGAGGGCUGGGAAGCUAGGGACAGGAAAGGGUGGGGAAGAGAGGGGUGUAGGGGGCAGGCCUUAGAGACACAGGGUUAAUCAUCUCCAUGGCUCUCAGAUAAGACCCUGCCAGCUGGAAGCAAAGUUAUUGUCACCAGGGGAGUUUGUGUGACUGCAGAGGCAGGCAGGACAGUGUGUCCGCAGUGUGGGACCAUGCCAGGCACAAAACGAUAUCAGCAUGUGAUCGAGACCCCUGAGCCUGGCGAAUGGGAGUUGUCAGGGUAUGAAGCAGCUGUGCCAAUCACAGAGAAGUCCAACCCACUGACCCGGAACUUGGACAAAGCAGAUGCAGAGAAAAUCGUUCAACUGCUGGGGCAGUGUGAUGCUGAGAUCUUCCAGGAGGAGGGGCAGAUCAUGCCCACCUACCAGCGGCUGUACAGCGAGGCUGUUCUGAGCACCAUGUUGCAAGUAGCUGGGAAAGUCCAGGAAGUCUUGAAGGAGCCCGAUGGAGGCCUGGUCGUGCUGAGUGGGGGAGGAACCUCUGGCCGGAUGGCAUUCCUCAUGUCUGUCUCUUUCAACCAGUUGAUGAAAGGACUUGGACAAAAGCCUCUGUACACAUACCUCAUUGCAGGAGGUGACAGGUCUGUCGUGGCCUCUCGGGAACGAACAGAAGAUAGCGCCCUUCACGGGAUCGAGGAGCUGAAGAAGGUGGCUGCUGGGAAGAAGAGAGUGAUUGUCAUAGGCAUUUCUGUGGGACUCUCUGCCCCCUUUGUGGCAGGCCAGAUGGACUUCUGCAUGGAUAACACAGCCGUCUUCUUGCCAGUCCUGGUUGGCUUCAACCCGGUGAGCAUGGCCAGAAAUGACCCCAUUGAAGACUGGAGAUCGACAUUCCGGCAAGUAGCUGAGCGGAUGCAGAAGAUGCAAGAGAAAAAGGAAGCUUUUGUGCUCAAUCCUGCCAUUGGGCCCGAGGGCCUCAGUGGCUCCUCCCGGAUGAAAGGUGGGAGCGCCACCAAGAUCCUGCUGGAAACUCUACUUCUCGCGGCCCAUAAGACUGUGGACCAGGGCGUUGCGGUCUCUCAAAGAUGCCUUCUGGAAAUCCUGAGGACAUUUGAGCGGGCUCAUCAGGUGACCUACAGUCAGAAUUCCAAAAUUGCCACCCUGAUGAAACAAGUCAGCACCAGCCUGGAGAAGAAAGGCCGAGUGUACCUAGUUGGCUGGCAGACCCUCGGCAUCAUUGCCAUCAUGGAUGGAGUGGAGUGCAUCCACACCUUUGGUGCUGAUUUCCAAGACGUCCGUGGCUUUCUCAUUGGUGAUCACAAUGGCAUGUUUAACCAGAAGGCAGAGCUCACCAACCAGGGUCCCCAGUUCACCUUCUCCCAGGAUGACUUCCUGACUUCCAUCUUGCCAUCCCUCGUGGAAAUUGACACUGUGGUCUUCAUUUUCACCCUGGAUGAUAACCUCACAGAGGUCCAGGCGUUGGUGGAGCAGGUGAGAGAGAAGACCACGAACAUCCAGGCCCUGGUGCACAGCACUGUGGGGCAGUCCUGGCCAGCCCCUCUAAAGAGGCUCUUUCCCUCCAUCAUCAGCAUCACGUGGCCGCUUCUUUUCUUUGAUUAUGAAGGGACCUACAUCCAGAAGUUCCAGCGUGAGCUCAGCACCAAGUGGGUGUUGAAUACAGUGAGUACCGGGGCUCACGUGUUGCUGGGGAAGAUCCUACAGAACCACAUGCUGGACCUCCGCAUCGCCAAUUCCAAGCUCUUUUGGAGGGCGCUGGCCAUGUUGCAGGUGUAUCUUUCUCGGGCAUAUCCUCCUGUCUGUAUCGCAUGCGCACAAAGCGGUUCUCUGGACAGUCCAAGGCUUGCUGCAUCGAGAGCCUCCUCCAAGCAAUCCAUUUUCCCCAACCACUGUCAGAUGAUGUCCGGGCUGCUCCCAUCUCCAGCCAUGUCCAGGUUGCCCACGAGAAGGAAAAGGUGAUCCCUACAGCCUUGCUGAGUCUGCUCCUCCGGUGCUCCAUCGCCGAGGCUAAGGCACGCCUGGCUGCAGCUCCUUCCGUCUGCGAGGCUGUCAGGAGCGCCCUCUCUGGGCCGGGUCGGAAACGCACCACCCGAGCCCUUGGAGACCCGACAUCCUGUAGUGCACUGAAUUGAUGAUUCUGGGACCUCGAAGGGGCAGAGCCGUGGUCCACUCCCACGAGGACUUGUGCCAACAAUACGCGUGGUGGUGGGACAAAUCCAGUUUCGGGAAGUGGGGUGGGGGGAGCACUAACAACCCAGGAUCGGGGAAGAGUCCCGCUCUCAGCCGGAUCAUUUCCACUUUUACUGGCAUCUUCUGAUCUCAGAAAUAAAACUAAAUGUCUUGCUUUGGAAACUAA
Peromyscus leucopus (white-footed mouse) is the source of this 3181-nucleotide messenger RNA. RefSeq names its product glucokinase regulator (gene Gckr). Bases 1024 to 2784 code for a protein of 586 amino acids. The transcript has 20 exons. Gene Ontology annotation, cellular component: nucleoplasm; mitochondrion; cytosol. Gene Ontology annotation, molecular function: fructose-6-phosphate binding; enzyme inhibitor activity; carbohydrate binding. The record is from RefSeq and is a predicted model, not a curated record. NCBI's taxonomy places the organism in Eukaryota, Metazoa, Chordata, Mammalia, Rodentia, Cricetidae. Gene Ontology annotation, biological process: glucose homeostasis; negative regulation of glucokinase activity; carbohydrate derivative metabolic process.